Messenger RNA from Malassezia japonica, 2247 nucleotides. It is a transcript of the gene prh1, whose product is annotated as RNA helicase. Gene Ontology annotation, cellular component: intracellular anatomical structure; nucleolus. Bases 1 to 2247 code for a protein of 748 amino acids. Lineage: Eukaryota; Fungi; Basidiomycota; Malasseziomycetes; Malasseziales; Malasseziaceae. The record is from RefSeq and is a predicted model, not a curated record. Gene Ontology annotation, biological process: positive regulation of transcription by RNA polymerase I. The transcript has a single exon. Gene Ontology annotation, molecular function: double-stranded RNA binding; ATP binding; helicase activity.
AUGGGCGAAGCGCUAAGCGGACGGCAGGCGCUGCCGGUGUGGGCCGGCCGGGAGACGAUUGUCGAGCGGAUUCGUGAACAGGACACGGUGAUUCUUGUGGGUGAAACGGGUAGUGGUAAAACGACACAGGUGCCGCAGUUUCUGCUGGAAGACGGCAUCCUUCCGCGCGACAGCCGGCUGAUGAUCGGCAUUACGCAGCCCCGUCGUGUCGCUGCGACGUCGCUUGCGCGCCGUGUCGCAUCCGAGAUGGGGUGCGCAGACCCAGCGACGCUCCUGCACAAAGGAAGUGACGACAAGCCGGAGUAUGUCGGUUACUCGGUCCGUUUCGACGACCGGACGAACAAGAACACCAAGAUCAAGUUUAUGACCGAUGGUAUGCUCAUCCGCGAAGUCCUCGGGCCAGCGGAUGCGGCGCUGGAAAAAGGCAAGACAAGGACGGGGCUCUUGAAGCGGUACGGCGUGCUCAUCAUCGACGAGGCGCACGAGCGCUCGCUCCGCACCGAUAUGCUGCUUGGUCUCGUGAAGCAAAUCCAGCGCGAGCGGCGGCGGCGGCACGAGGCUGGAGAGGCUAUUACGCCGCUCAAGCUCGUGAUUAUGAGUGCUACGAUUGACGCCGAGCUGUUCUCGCGCUUCUUUGCGUCCGAAGCUACGCCCACUGUCCCGAUCCUGUACGUCGCUGGGCGUCAGCACGGCGUGCGGCUGUACCAUACCGAAGAGAGCUGCCAAGACUGGACAGAUGCAGCGGUGCGUGCGGUGAUGCAGAUCCAUGUGUCCAAACCGCUCGGCGACGUGCUCGUCUUUGCGACCGGCCAGGAAGAGAUCGAGUCGCUCGCACAGUCGCUGCAGCUCUUUGCCUCGCAGCUCGACGCCUGGGGCGCGGACGAAGGGCGCGAGCCUCCGGCCCUGAUUGUGCGCCCGCUGUAUGCGGCGCUCGGCCCUGCGGCCUCGACGGCCGUCUUUGCGCCGACGCCGCCAGAUACGCGCAAGGUCGUCCUGGCGACCAACAUUGCCGAGACCAGUAUCACGAUUCCCGGGGUGAAGUACGUGAUCGACUCGGGCCUCGUCAAGGAAAAGGUGUUUUCGCCGCAGACAGGGAUCGAGACACUGCAAGUCCUCCCCAUCUCGCAAUCGUCCAGCGUGCAGCGCGCCGGUCGUGCGGGUCGUGAAGGGCCGGGCGAGUGCUACCGCCUCUAUACAAAAGACGCCUUCCAGGACCUGCAAAAGUCGCCAGUUGCCGAGAUUCACCGCACGGAGCUCUCCGGCGCGGCGCUCCAGCUCUAUGCGAUGGGCGUCGAUCCGUUUACCUUUGACUGGAUCGAUCCGCCGGACACGUCGCUGCUGCAAGAGGCCGUGCUGCACCUGGCCGAGCUCGGUGCAAUCGAUACGCAGCGCGAGUCCAAGGCGAUGCGCCUUACGCCGCUGGGCCGCAAACUUGCUCUUCUUCCCAUCACGCCGUCGUACGCACGCCUGCUGCUGGCCGCGGCAGAGCGCGGGACGCACUGUGCGCGCCAGGCUCGGGACCUCGUCUCGGUCCUCUCUGCAGACCGCGGCGUGUUUGUCGAGCCGCACGACCCCGAGCGCCGCGAGGCUGCGGAGCGUGCACGCGAUGUGUUCCUCGACCCCAGCGGGGACCAUGCGACGAUGCUGAAUGCCUUGCAAGGCUACCUCGCUGCACGCACGCACGCAACGCAGAGCCAUGCAUUUGCAAGCCAAGGCGCCAAGCACGAGCUGCGCAUGUGGUGCCAGGCCCACUCGGUGCACGAGCGCACAAUGAAGAAUAUCCUUGCGAUUCGGAAGCAGCUCAUGCGCAUCUGCCGCCAGAAUGGCAUCGUGUGCGACGACGACGAUGACGAGCCGCGUGCCAAGAGUGCACCCAUUUCGGACGACGAGGACGAGGGCGAUGCGCUCGUCGUUACCAAAGGCGGCCGUGCAUGGAAAGCGGGCCGCGGCGAAGCGGAGGACUACCUCGACCUGCUGCAGUGCCUCGGCCAGGGCCGCCUGAGCAACACGGCGCUGCGGCAGCCCGACGGCACGUUCCGCCGCAUUGCAGGCGGGCAGUCGUUCAAGCUGCACCCUGCGUGCACGCUGCAUCCUGCUCGGCACAGCGCGCGCGGCACGUCUGCAUCGUCCGUGCAGGCCAUUGUGUUCGAAGAGCUCGUGCUUACGUCGCAAACGUUUGCGCGCACCGUGUCCAAGAUCGAGCCUGCAUGGCUGCAGGAGCUCGUCGGCGGCCGGGCGGAUAAGUAG